Molecule: messenger RNA, 2046 nt
Organism: Cuscuta campestris
Lineage: Eukaryota; Viridiplantae; Streptophyta; Magnoliopsida; Solanales; Convolvulaceae
Source: the annotation of a GenBank genome assembly
CCGUCUAGAUUUUUCUAAAAUAUUGUAAAAACAUAUAGCUUUAUUAGUUAUGGGUAUAAAUGGACAUACACACAAUAAAGUCUCAUUUCUCAUCUCAAGACAUGAAGGCUUCUUGAACAUUUUUGUGAGUGACUUGAGGAGAAAUGAUCCGGUCCAACACAAAGGGAGGAACUCGGCUAGGAGCCGGUCCGUUUCGGUCUGAAAGUCAAAGCGAGUAGAAGAAAAAGAGGAGAAGAAAGAUAAAUAUAUCCUCAUAGGAUGAAGACGCUGUUAUUGAGUGCCGUGUUUGUUUUAGAAAUUUGUUCACAUCUAAUCGGUGGCGGCGGCGCAGGUGGCUCCGCCGUGAAGUUUCUUCCCGGAUUCGACGGCCCUCUGCCCUUCAACCUUCGAACCGGGUACAUAGGCGUGGGAGAUUCGGAAUCAGUGCAGCUCUUCUACUACUUCAUCCAGUCACAGUCCGGUCAUCCGGAGUCCGACCCGCUCUUUCUUUGGAUUAACGGCGGACCCGGUUGCUCCACUCUUUCCGGCAUCAUUUUUGAGAUUGGUCCCAUAACAUUCGCGCCGUUGAAAUAUAAUGGGAGCUUGCCCACAUUAAUUUCACGCCCCUAUUCAUGGACAAAGGUGGCAAACAUUAUUUUCUUGGACUUGCCGGUGGUGACGGGCUUCUCCUAUGCCACAAACCAAGCCGCUCAUCGGUCAAAUUCUACUCAGGCUUGCCACCAUGCAUAUGAUUUUUUGCGCAAGUGGCUAAGUGAGAAUCAAGAAUUUGUAGCAAAUCCAUUCUAUGUGACGGGUGACUCUUAUGCUGGCGAACUCAUUCCAAUCAUCACUCAAAUUAUAUCAGAUAGAAAGGAAUGAAAAUGGAAUGAAUUACCAAAUCAAUCUACAGGGGUACAUACUUGGCAAUCCAUUAACCUUCCCGGAGGAAGCUGACUACAAAUUCCCCUACGCUCACGGAAUGGGUCUCAUUUCUGAUGAGCUUUUCGAGUCGUUGAAGAAGAAUUGCGAAGGUGUGUCGUAUCUAAACAUUAACCCAGAAAACGUCAAGUGUUACGCCGACUUCCAAACGUUCAAAAAGUUGACAAGCAUAGUUAACGAGGAUCAAAUUUUAGAGGCCAAAUGCAACGAAACCUUUGGUGGACAUUUGAGGAGGUCGAAAGAGGGGUUUGAGUUUUCUGCACAAAGAAAGUUGCUUAUGGAAAAGUCUAACCAAAAUAUUAAUCUUCAUGGCACUUCCAUUCUAGGCCCUGAAUGUUUUCGGGCAGAAUGGUAUGAUUUGUCAUACCUUUGGGCGAAUGAAGAGAUGGUUCGAGAUGCGCUCCAUGUCAGAAAGGAAUCUAUGGGAGAAUGGAGACGAUGUAACUCCGAUUUGGAUUAUGUAUUCGCAAGGGAUGACGUAACGCCGUAUCACGCAAAUCUCAGCGCCAAAGGCUACCGAUCACUCAUUUACAGCGGAGAUCACGACUUCACCAUACCCUUCCUUUCGACACAAGCAUGGAUUCGAUCUCUAAACUAUUCCAUUGUUGAUGAGUGGCGGCCAUGGAUGGGUGAAGACCAACAAGUUGCAGGGUAUACGAGGAGUUACACGAAUAAGAUGACAUUUGCAACGGUAAAGGGAGGGGGUCACACGGCACCUGAGUACAAACCAAAGGAGUGCCUUGCAAUGUUGACAAGGUGGCUUUCCUAUCAACCACUUUGAUCAAAUGUGUAAUAGUAGGUCUCUACUAUUAGGACUUUUUUAGGGCACCCUAAAGAUGAUCUCAAGUUUGUUAUAAUAUUCUCGAUCAUCACCAACACGCUUGAAUAAUAGUUGUGUGCUUGUGCGAAGGACGAUAUAUAACAAAUUUUGAGAUCAUACGCGAGGUGCCCCUAGCAUUUAUUUACUCUAUCAUAUACACAAUUACACAUUGUUUACAUUUUUUUUUAAAAAAAAAACCCUCCCUUUGUUGGACAGGGGAGGCGAACAUACUCUGUACGAUAUAUCCAUUAUUCCUAUUCGUGUUUCUAAAUAUUCGUCCUUCAUACAAAUACACAACAAUUAUUGGA